Molecule: messenger RNA, 1183 nt
Organism: Pyrenophora tritici-repentis Pt-1C-BFP
Lineage: Eukaryota; Fungi; Ascomycota; Dothideomycetes; Pleosporales; Pleosporaceae
Product: Cutinase multi-domain protein
Molecular function (GO): hydrolase activity
Source: RefSeq, a predicted model, not a curated record
AUGUCUCUCGUCCGCAAGACCCUCGCCAUGGGCGCUUUCUCUGCCCUCGCGGCUGCCCAGGCCCCCAAGACCACGGCCGACUGCUUGGAUGCUGUCAUCUUCAACACUCGUGGCAACAACGCGCCUUACCAUGACUGGCGUACCGCCCCUCUGCUUGAUGCCGUUUGCGCCAAGCUGAAUGCCGAGGGCAAGACAUGCGACUACAUUGACGUCGAGUUCGAUGCUCCUCUUGGUGGCGACUACUGCGCCCAGGUUGCUCAAGGUGUUCGCAACGGUGUUGCCGAGCUCACUGCCUACAACAAGAAGUGCCCAUGCACCCACAUUAUCAUCAGCGGUUACUCCGAGGGUGCUCACAUUUUGGGUGAUAUUCUUGCAGGACCUGGUGGCUGCAAUUUCGUCUUCGAGGGUCUUGACAACACUACUCGCCCUGGUAACGCUAUCGCUGCUGCUAUGCUCUGGGGUGAUGCCCUCCACGUCGCCGGCCAGCCCUACAACGUGCUUGACGGUGCCAACAAGCAGAAGAGCCCCCGUAACCCUACCGAGCUCGCCCGUCUCAACCGCUACUCCAAUGUUCUCCGCUCAUGGUGCGAUGCUAAGGACCCAGUCUGCGCCGGUGGUAACGAUGGUACCGCUCAUUCCACCUACUUCAUGAAGUACAGCGACUCUGCUGCCGACUGGGUAAUGGGGAAGAUCCACUCAGCCGCUCCUCUCUGCCCCACCAGCAGCUCGUCGGCUAUGGCUUCCUCCACCGCUUCCUCCUCUGCUGCUUCCUCCGCUGCUGCUUCAUCCGCUGCUUCAUCCGUUGCUGCUAGCUCGUCUGCUACUGCUACCUCCGCUGCUGGCUCUAAGGCUUCCGCCGCCGCUGCUAGCUCUGGUGCCAGCUCUGGUGCCAGCAAGCCCACUGCCGCCGCCUCCUCUUCCGGCGCUCCUACCGCUACCAAGACCGGAUCUGCUCCCCCUGCCGAAUCUACUUGCGCCAAGGCCAACUUCCCGGCCCCUAUCCCAUACGAGGAGAAGUGCGUCCAGGUUGUUACCAUCAAGUAUGUACAGGCCAAGAAGCCUAUGUAAAUUGGAGAAAGCGUUUUGGGCGCUUGAUUUGGAAGGGGGUUUCUGCCGCGAGGAUAUCUUGACUAAUUACAUAUUCUUUCCCGGAAUCGAAAAUGGCUUGAAACUUCUUUGACGC